AUGCCCGCGCGCCGCCGCAGCAGCAUCGGCGCCGCCUCGCCCGACGCCCCGACGGCCGCGGCGGCAGCAGCGCCCGCGGCCAUGAUCCCGGCGCCCGUCGCACCCACGCCGCGCGGCCAGCCCAACCCCAACGUCAACUACGCGCAGCGCUUCUACGACUACAAGGAGCGCUAUGAGAAGGCCAAGCAGGCGCGCGUCGAGACCAAGGACAACCUAGCCAGGUCGGCCGCGAAGCAGGCCAAGCUGCAAGAAGAGCUCGACUACUUGAUCGAAGCCAUCGCCGAAGCUCGCGAGGCCAAGGCGCAGCAGCCCGCCUCAGCCGCUGCAUCGGCCGUGCGCAACUUGGCCGAGCAGCCGCCGCCGCCGGGUGCCGCGUAUGCUGGCCGGCGAAAGCGCGCACGCAGCGACGAGGAGGCUGCGACGGAGAAGCGGGUCAAGACGGAGUGA
Molecule: messenger RNA, 447 nt
Organism: Tilletiopsis washingtonensis
Lineage: Eukaryota; Fungi; Basidiomycota; Exobasidiomycetes; Entylomatales
Exons: 3
Coding region: 1-447 (148 amino acids)
Source: RefSeq, a predicted model, not a curated record